ACACCGUGUAACAACGUGACCUUCUACCAAAUUUUCUUGUAGGAAGUCUGAAAACGCAUGUGCGGGCGAGGAUUUCACAUUCCAUGAGGUAUAACAGAAUGAAGAUGCUUUUUGUGAUCAAUCAUUUGAUGAACAACGAGCGGUAAAUAAUAUCGCUAAUGAUAUUUAUUGGCUCGGGUGUCUCGUGCAAAGAAAGCUGAUUUUGACGGUCCUGCUGAGGGAGUGAACGGUUUUUGUUACAAUGCUGCGACACUUCUCAGCCAGAUGCUGUAAUUUGCUAUUGAAAAGGACAUUUUUGACAUCCACGAACAAACCGGUCUUUGGUACCAGACCUUACAGAGAGCCCAUCCUCGUAAGUCACUUCUGUACAGGUAACACUGUGAAGAAGGAUGGCCUCGACAUUAAAGGAGUUCUAUCCGAGGAAAAAGAAGCGCUAGAUCUUGACAAAUGGAAGUCUGUAAUGAGAUCACAAGCAGCAUUCCAGGAGCAAAAACUUUCUCGUGGAGUGGAAACAACCGAGGAUGAUGAUGAUGAUGACCUGGAAAGUGCAGGUGAUGAUGUGAAGGACAGCUCCUCAUUGGAGGCAACUCGUGAGCUGGUUUCCAUGUGGCGUCAAGCUGGGAAAUUUGUACCUCAGGAAAUGACCGAGGAGGACUUAGAGACGCUGGCAGGCCUCACCACCAAGUCCUCCCGUAAAAAGUACCUGAAGUACCUGGCUGUCAAGGAGGGUCACAAACAGGCCCGCAAGGAGAAGCAGCAGAAGAAAAAGGCUGACAAAGAGGUUUCAAUGAAGCAGAGAAAGGAGUUGGAAAACAAUGAAGAAGAAGAAGGCGAUCAAGAUGGACACAGACUGAAAAACACAAUGUUUCUCCAGUUCUGGGACCGCACCCUGGACAAACUGUUGGGCUGGAGAACCGCUCAGGCAAUGCGGUUUGGUCAACCAAUUGUUUUUGACUUGAGCUAUGCAUCCAACAUGUCCAGGCGGGAGAUGGAGAACACGGUGUCUCAGCUGAUGGAGGUGGAAGGGUGGAACCGGCGUGCAACAGAGCCCUUUCACCUUCACUUUUGCAACCUGCAGCCAGACAGCCUCUACAAAAAGGAGCUAGUGAAGCGAUACGGCGCAGAGACCUGGGACCGCCUGCUCAUCACCAGCACUGAGCAACAUUAUAUUGAUAUGUUCCCCAGGGAACAGCUCGUUUACCUCACUGCAGACUCCCCCAAUGUCCUGCGCAGCUUUGAUCACUCCAAGGUCUACAUCAUCGGAGCCCUGGUGGACAAGUCCAUCCAGUCUGGACUGUCUCUAGCCAACGCCAAGCGCCUGAAACUAGCAACAGCUCGCUUACCACUUGAUGAGUAUCUUCACUGGGAAAUGGGAGCCAAAAAUUUGACUCUGGACCAGAUGAUUCGCAUCAUGCUGACAAUCAAAGAUUCGGGGAAAUGGGAAGAAGCCUUACAGUUUGUGCCGAAGCGGAAACACGAUGGCUUCUAUCAACGGCAGACACAAACAGAGGUUUCAAAUGACAGACCCAGAAAUGUGAAAAAACAUGCACUGAGAAAGAGUGGUGACGUGUUUGUGAGAUCUGAGGCAAAAGUCACUGGGCAAGCAUUUAAGAACCAGACUGUUUACAAAUCCAAUCAUGACAGAAUGACUGGACAAAACUGCACCAGAAAAAGUUCUCCAGCUGCAACUAAAGUGCGUACAUCGUUCAAAAGCCAAAUGGAAGCAAGAAAAACGGGAGACAAGCCCAGGAUGUGGUGGCACGAGUGACAGGAAAUAACUGCUGUUAACAUGGACAUGUGUUAGAAAGUAUAAACGUAAGAAGUGGUGCGGAAACUGUUCAAAUAUCCACUUUGUUUUCACACUGGGUGAAAACAAAGAUCAGUUGUUUUUUUGUCUGUACAAAUGACAAGAAUAUGAUUUCUUUAAAAGGUAGAAACUUCUUUGGUCUUUAUUUUAGUCUGACAGAAAACAGGAUGCUUAAAUAAUAUUUUGACAGUUUUACAGUAAAUAAAAUUAUACCCAUUACUGUAAAGUUUUCUAUACAGAUGAAAUACAGCUUAAUAUUAUAGCGCCUGUCUGUUUUGUUCUUAAAUACUGCAUCAUGUAAGUAAAUUCAUAGUGUAUUCUAAGCAAAAAAUAAAAAGAUAAAAAUAGAAUCUGA
This is a messenger RNA of Xiphophorus hellerii (green swordtail), 2162 nucleotides long. RefSeq names its product tRNA methyltransferase 10C, mitochondrial RNase P subunit (gene trmt10c). Bases 242 to 1768 code for a protein of 508 amino acids. Gene Ontology annotation, cellular component: nucleus; nucleoplasm; mitochondrion. Gene Ontology annotation, biological process: positive regulation of mitochondrial translation; mitochondrial tRNA 5'-end processing. Lineage: Eukaryota; Metazoa; Chordata; Actinopteri; Cyprinodontiformes; Poeciliidae. The transcript has a single exon. The record is from RefSeq and is a predicted model, not a curated record. Gene Ontology annotation, molecular function: tRNA binding.